AUUUCUUUUCUUUCUUUGAUAAAGCUUCUCCGAUAUUUCACAACUACUUAAUUCUUCUGGAAAAAGCAUCAACAACAAGAACAAAAAAUGGUGGCUGUCUUCUACAAAGACAUGUUGAGCUGGUACUUACUCACCCUCAAGAUCCGCGAAAAGCUCGAAACCGAAAACCAAGGAUCCGAACCGGUUAACCAAGAUCAAAACCUCCUCCCUUUACCUGAAGUCACCAGAUCCGAUCAAGACCAAAACAAUCAUAACCACGACCAGACUCUGUCCGAAACAGGUAAGAUCGAGGUAACCAAAGAGAUCCCAAAAGAGACACGAGAUGAUUGGGCGAUCUCAAUCACUGACAAACUCGAGCAAGCAGAUAGAGAUGACGACACGACCAUCUGGGGAAAGCUCUGUAUCUACAGAGUUCCAUAUUACUUGCAAGAAAACGACAACCAAUCGUAUUUUCCUCAGACCGUGUCUCUCGGUCCGUACCACCAUGGCAAGAAACGGCUCCGGUCCAUGGACCGUCACAAAUGGCGCGCGGUCAAUAGAAUCUUGAAACGUACGAACCAAAGCAUUAAAAUAUAUAUUGACGCAAUGAGAGAGCUCGAGGAGAAGGCUCGAGCUUGCUAUGAAGGUCCUUUGGGUUUGAGCAGUAACGAGUUCGUCGAAAUGCUUGUUCUUGAUGGUUGUUUUGUGCUUGAGCUCUUCAGAGGAGCCGUUGAAGGAUUCACGGAACUCGGAUAUGCACGCAAUGAUCCGGUUUUCGCGAUGAGAGGAUCGAUGCAUUCAAUUCAACGUGAUAUGAUAAUGCUGGAAAAUCAACUUCCUUUGUUCGUUCUAAACCGGUUACUAGAGCUACAGCUUGGUACAAAGAACACAACCGGUUUAGUAGCGCAAUUAGCAGUUCGGUUCUUUGAUCCACUAAUGCCAACAGACGAGCCAAUGACCAAAACCGACCAGUCCAAACUCGAGAACUAUCUGGCAGGAGAUAAAGCCUUUGACCCAUUCGCCGACAUGGGCGAGUUGCACUGUCUUGAUGUUUUCCGUCGAAGCCUGCUCCGGUCUAGUCCUAAACCGGAGCCGAGAUUAUCAAGAAGGAAAUGGUCUAGGAACACGCGUGUGGCGGACAAGCGCCGACAACAGCUGAUACAUUGCGUGACGGAACUGAAAGAGGCCGGUAUAAAAUUCAGGAGAAGAAAAACCGACCGGUUUUGGGAUAUUCAAUUCAAUAACGGUUAUCUAGAGAUACCAAGGCUACUUAUUCAUGAUGGUACGAAAUCUCUUUUCUUGAACCUUAUAGCAUUUGAGCAGUGCCAUAUUGACUCAAGCAAUGACAUAACGUCCUACAUAAUCUUCAUGGACAAUCUAAUAGAUUCUCAUGAAGAUGUGAGCUACUUGCACUACUGCGGUAUUAUCGAACAUUGGCUAGGGAGCGAUGCUGAGGUUGCGAAUCUGUUCAACCGGUUAUGUGAAGAAGUUGUUUUUGAUACAGAAGAUAGUUAUCUAUCUCGGUUAUCAGCUGAGGUUAACCGUUAUUACAAUCAGAAGUGGAAUGCUUGGAGAGCUGCCUUGAAACACAAGUACUUCAACAAUCCAUGGGCAGUUGUGUCUUUCUGUGCUGCAGUUAUUCUACUAGUGCUCACAUUGUGUCAGAGUUUUUAUGGUGUUUAUGCUUACUAUAAGCCACCACCUUAAAAUUCCACUACUUUUAUAGCUUACUUUUCUUUAUUCAAAAGAAAAUAUUUCUGUGUGUAAUCCUUAUCUCAAGCAAGAACGUUGAUAUUGUAA
This is a messenger RNA of Brassica oleracea var. oleracea, 1779 nucleotides long. RefSeq names its product UPF0481 protein At3g47200. The record is from RefSeq and is a predicted model, not a curated record. The coding region runs from base 88 to 1686 and encodes 532 amino acids. Lineage: Eukaryota; Viridiplantae; Streptophyta; Magnoliopsida; Brassicales; Brassicaceae. The transcript is spliced from 3 exons.